CGAGGAUUUGGGCGGCAGGAAGAGCCGCGGCGUAACGGCCGCCAUCUUGUUUGUUUGAGUGAAUCGGAAAGGAGGCGGCGGCCGUGGCGGCGGCGGGAGCUGCUCCGAAGCUACACCUCACCAAGGCUCCCCCCUUUCCCCGCCCCCUCCCCCGACCCUUUUCCCCCUCCCCGGGUCACGCAGUCCGCGCGGCUCCCCGCGGAGCUCCAGGUUUUCUCCUGUUUCGUAGUGGACCAGAACAAUGUUCUACGCACAUUUUGUCCUCAGUAAAAGAGGGCCCCUGGCCAAAAUUUGGCUGGCGGCCCACUGGGAUAAGAAGCUAACCAAAGCCCAUGUGUUUGAGUGUAACUUAGAGAGCAGCGUGGAGAGUAUCAUCUCGCCCAAGGUAAAGAUGGCGCUGCGAACAUCAGGGCAUCUCCUGCUGGGGGUGGUGCGAAUCUAUCACCGGAAAGCCAAGUACCUUCUCGCAGACUGCAACGAAGCGUUCAUUAAAAUAAAGAUGGCCUUUCGGCCAGGUGUGGUCGACCUGCCUGAGGAAAAUCGAGAGGCAGCCUACAACGCCAUCACAUUGCCUGAAGAAUUUCAUGACUUCGAUCAGCCGUUGCCAGACUUAGAUGAUAUCGAUGUGGCCCAGCAGUUCAGCCUGAACCAGAGCAGAGUGGAGGAGAUAACCAUGAGAGAGGAAGUCGGGAACAUCAGCAUCCUGCAGGAGAAUGACUUCGGUGACUUUGGGAUGGAUGACCGUGAGAUCAUGCGGGAGGGCAGUGCUUUUGAGGAUGAUGACAUGCUGGUGAGCACCAGUGCCUCGAACCUCCUCCUGGAGCCUGAACAGAGCACCAGCAACCUGAAUGAGAAGAUCAACCACUUAGAAUACGAGGACCAGUACAAGGACGACAACUUUGGGGAGGGAAAUGACGGCGGCAUCCUAGAUGACAAGCUUAUCAGUAACAAUGAUGGCGGCAUCUUCGAUGACCCCCCGGCCCUCUCUGAGGCGGGCGUGAUGCUGCCGGAGCAGCCUGCGCAUGACGACAUGGACGAGGACGACAACGUGUCGAUGGGUGGGCCCGACAGCCCUGAUUCAGUGGAUCCUGUUGAACCAAUGCCAACAAUGACGGACCAGACGACCCUUGUUCCCAAUGAGGAGGAAGCCUUUGCCUUGGAACCUAUUGAUAUAACUGUCAAAGAAACAAAAGCCAAGAGGAAGAGGAAACUAAUUGUUGACAGUGUCAAAGAGUUGGAUAGCAAGACUAUUAGAGCCCAGCUUAGUGAUUAUUCUGAUAUCGUUACAACCCUGGAUCUCGCUCCGCCCACCAAGAAGUUGAUGAUGUGGAAAGAGACGGGAGGAGUGGAAAAGCUGUUCUCUCUACCUGCUCAGCCGCUGUGGAAUAACAGACUACUGAAGCUCUUCACACGCUGUCUUACACCACUUGUACCAGAAGACCUUAGGAAAAGGAGGAAAGGAGGUGAGGCAGACAAUCUGGAUGAGUUCCUCAAAGAAUUUGAAAACCCGGAGGUCCCCAGAGAGGACCAGCCACAGCAACACCAGCAGCGUGACAUCAUCGAUGAGCCCAUUUUGGAGGAGCCAAGCCGCCUCCAGGAGUCCGUGAUGGAAACCAGCAGAUCAAACAUGGAUGAGUCGGCCAUGCCCCCACCGCCACCCCAGGGCGUGAAGCGCAAGGUUGGGCAGGUGGAUCCGGAGCCCGUGAUCCCCCCUCAGCAGGUAGAGCAGAUGGAAAUCCCCCCUGUAGAGCUUCCCCCAGAAGAGCCUCCGAAUAUCUGCCAGCUGAUCCCAGAGCUAGAGCUUCUGCCUGAAAAGGAGAAGGAGAAAGAAAAGGAGAAAGAAGACGAGGAAGAGGAAGAGGAAGAAGAUGCGUCAGGGGGUGAUCAGGAUCAGGAAGAGAGGAGGUGGAACAAGAGGACUCAGCAGAUGCUUCACGGUCUUCAGCGAGCUCUUGCCAAAACUGGAGCUGAGUCUAUCAGUUUGCUCGAGUUAUGUCGAAACACAAACAGAAAGCAGGCCGCGGCGAAGUUCUACAGCUUCUUAGUUCUCAAAAAGCAGCAGGCGAUCGAGCUGACGCAAGAAGAGCCCUACAGCGACAUUAUCGCCACCCCCGGACCAAGGUUCCACAUCAUCUGAGGAGUCACCCGUGAGACCUAGUGUUGGUCACUAGUGUGUGCAGCUUGCCCCGUGUGCGGGCACACAAACGCUUUGAAAAAUUUUAGAUUUUUUUGUCUGUACAAAAUCUCUGCCUUUUCUUUCAUUUUUCCAAGUGUUUUUAAUUCAUGGAUUUCAUCUUUAAGGGAAAUUGUUUAUAAGGGUUGUGUUUGUGUAGCAGUGGAGAAAACAACACCCCAAGGACCCAGAAGAUGAUUUUAACAGUUCAGAACAGAUGUGUGCAAUAUUGGUGCAUGUGAUAAUGUUAAAUAACUGUCGAAAGUCAUGAUUUUUAGUUCCCUGUUGCUGCGUCAGGAGGAAAAUGCCCGGCAGUGUAAUGAAGAACCGUGGUAUGUGUCGGUAAGAAAAGGUGUCUUCCCAUCAGGAAACCAGCAGUCUGGCCGCCCUGUGCGCGGGGACGGCACCCGCAGCUAGACAGUCGCCCCGAGGCCAGACGUUUUAGAGUGUAAUUGAUGAGGAGCAGGAGCCUGUGCGUCUGUGUGGUGACGGAUCCCGUCAGCCACGAAAAGAUGGGCCUGGCACGACGGAGAACAUGCCGUCAUUCUGUUGCGACUUCAUAACGAACUUUGCUGCCCUGAACUCUUGUUUUAGUGCAGAUCCAAAAUGACCAGAAUAGACCUGUUCAGGUGGAGUAACUUAAAAACACUUAGAGCUCUCCAGGAGCUAUAAAGAGAGUUGACUGUUCAGAUCAUGAAAAUAGAAAUUAUUCUGCCGACUGGAGGGGCAGACAGGUGGGACAUUACACAUCAGGUGGGCUUCACCCUUAAGCAGACAGUGCUGUAAAAACUAAUUGCUUCUCUGAUAUUUAUUAUAAAUGUUAGUACUGAUCUCUUCCAAUGCUGCACACUCCUGUGUUUGGAACUUUAUUUUAAUAGCUUUGCAACCGAAAUCCUGUAUCUGGUUUCCUGUAAUUUAAAUGAAGAAAAACACAUCCAAAUAAUGGCUUUAUUAUUUUAACAGACCAGAUAGCACCAGAAAUUAUGAGACUAUUAAUGAUUAUCAUAACGUCUUAACUUUUUAGAGCAAAAUUACACUGAAAGUUGUCUUAAGUGUUGGCACUUUUGUGGGGGAAAAAUCACUUUUGAACCUCAGACUUCAGUGUAUACCCAGUUAUUUAAAAUUAUGUGAAAUGCUUUAAAUUUGAGAACUCAUAAUUACUGUUUUAACGAUUCAGUUUUUGAGACUGGUAAUUGUAUAAAAUUGCUAUUGCAGUUUUAUUUUCAAUAUUAUGUGCCUGUAAACCAUGGUCCUCCCCUUUGUAAAAAGACAUUGUAGAUAAUUGAAUGUUUGAUUACUGAAAGGUCAUUAAUUUCUCGUUACACAUUUUGUUAGUCUGGUUUUUGUUGCUUAUCGGGUUUAAUAUUGUUCUUGGAAAUAGUUGAUGGUAUGUUAUGUAUAACUUUUCUAAUAAAAGUUGUGUUAUAAGCUGUUAA
Molecule: messenger RNA, 3609 nt
Organism: Cavia porcellus (domestic guinea pig)
Lineage: Eukaryota; Metazoa; Chordata; Mammalia; Rodentia; Caviidae
Gene: Rad21
Product: RAD21 cohesin complex component
Exons: 14
Coding region: 242-2137 (631 amino acids)
Biological process (GO): sister chromatid cohesion; replication-born double-strand break repair via sister chromatid exchange
Cellular component (GO): meiotic cohesin complex
Molecular function (GO): protein binding; chromatin binding
Source: RefSeq, a predicted model, not a curated record